Cuscuta epithymum is the source of this 1184-nucleotide messenger RNA. The record is from the annotation of a GenBank genome assembly. Lineage: Eukaryota; Viridiplantae; Streptophyta; Magnoliopsida; Solanales; Convolvulaceae.
CGGGAAAUCAAUUCCAUUUGGAUCAAUAAAGCAUGCUAUUAAGCAUAAAAAACUUCGUGGUUAUUUAAGUUCUGCUCAAGCUUUAGCAGAUUAUGCAGAGGUUUUGCUACGCGUAAAACAAGAUUAUAGCGCUCAAAGUUCAUCAAUCAUUGUUGUUGGAGGAUCUUAUGGGGGCAUGCUUGCGGCUUGGUUUCGAUUGAAGUAUCCUCACAUUGCUCUUGGUGCCUUAGCUUCAUCAGCUCCAAUUCUCUACUUUGAUAAUAUGACACGUGCAGAUGGAUAUUAUUCCGUAGCUUCCAAAGAUUUCAGGGAAGUUAGUGAAAGUUGUUAUCAAACGAUACGACAAUCAUGGUCCGUUAUUGAUAAGUUUGCUUCCAAUCCGAGGGGUCUCUCCAUUCUUAGUGAGAAAUUCAAACUUUGCAAGAAAUUAAAUUCGUCAGACAAUGCGGCGGAGCUGAAGAAUUACUUGGAGGUCAUAUAUAUCGUUGCCGCUCAAUAUGACGCUCCACCGGAGUAUCCGGUGACGAAGGUGUGCGGUGGCAUAGACGGUGAGCCCAAAGGGACUGAUAUUCUUGGUCGCAUACAAGCCGGCGUCAUGGCCUAUUCAGGAAACUUUUCCUGUUAUGACAUUCCGUCUUCUGAUCCCACCAACAUUGCAUGGGAUUGGCAAACUUGUACUGAAAUGGUGAUACCAAUUUGGACGGGGUACAAUAACGACACAAUGUUCGUUCCUGAUCAUUUCGACAUGAACCAAUACUUGGAAUAUUGCAACUAUUCCUACGGGGUUCAACCCCGAAUACACUGGAUCACAACUUACUACGGAGGACACGAUAUUAAAUCUAUUCUGAAGAGGUUUGGCAGUAACAUAAUUUUCUCCAAUGGUUUAAGAGACCCGUACAGCAUCGGAGGGGUUUUACAGAACAUAUCAGAUACCAUACUUGCUGUCUAUACACCAAAAGGAUCUCAUUGUUUGGAUCUGCAUGGGGCAAAGAAAACUGACCCAGCAUGGUUAACUCAACAACGGGAUACUGAAGUCAAAAUUAUACAAAGUUGGAUAACGAAGCAAUGAGUCUAAAUUUCACCCCUCAAGAAUAAAAGAGAUUCAGCAUCACAUCAUCAUAUCAAACUUAUUAUCGGAACCCAUCACCCACACUAGUGACACUACUACGUUUAUAUUGUAAUCG